Messenger RNA from Telopea speciosissima, 2101 nucleotides. Its product is annotated as transcription factor TCP2-like. Gene Ontology annotation, biological process: regulation of secondary shoot formation. Lineage: Eukaryota; Viridiplantae; Streptophyta; Magnoliopsida; Proteales; Proteaceae. Gene Ontology annotation, molecular function: DNA-binding transcription factor activity; sequence-specific DNA binding. The record is from RefSeq and is a predicted model, not a curated record. Bases 454 to 1827 code for a protein of 457 amino acids. Gene Ontology annotation, cellular component: nucleus. The transcript has 3 exons.
UUUAGGGGUCAGAUCGGAGUUUUAAUUACUGAUAGAAAGUGACGCGUGUCUGAGCGGUUUCUGCAGAAUAGCAAAGGCAAGAGACACACAAACAGGCACACAGCUCAUCUAUUCAGUGGAGUGACAAACCUUGCUUCUGAAAGCACUGCAAAAGCUAAGCAAGAGCUGCUGACAUUUCCGGCUCUCGAACGCGAUAUAUCGAAGCCCUUUAAAGGAUCCUUUUAUCAAAACCCAAUCCCAAGUACUGAGAACUCGUCAUCAAUGCUAAAGGACAGCGCCACCUCCACUCAGAAACCCUAAUUCAGUUGGUGUUAGGCUCUAGCAGAAGAGUGACGACUUUUCUUUUCUCUCUCUCUCUCGCUCUCCUGUCAGUUUUCGGAAGAGAGAGAGAGAUAAAAAGAGAAGGAAACCAAAGACUUGUUCUAGUAUUCUCAAGAAAGGUAUGAAAGCGGCAUGGAGGUGGACGAGAUUCACACGCAGCCUUGUAAGCUUUCGAGGUUCGAUAACGGUAGAAUCGAUUCCAACAAGAUAGGACGAAGGGCAUCAGGAGACCCGUACCAAGACGAUGAUGAAGACGAUGGAGAAGUUAGAGGUGGAGGAGGAAGAGGAGGCAUCAUCGGUGACGGAGGUGGAACUGAAACUGCCCGUCUGAGCACAUGGACUGGGUCUCGAAUUUUCAGGGUUUCUAGAGCAUCUGGCGGGAAGGAUCGCCACAGUAAGGUUUUAACGGCGAAGGGGCUCAGAGACCGAAGGGUUCGUCUCUCAGUCGCCACAGCUAUACAGUUCUACGAUCUUCAGGAUCGUCUGGGUUAUGAUCAGCCCAGCAAAGCCGUGGAGUGGCUGAUUAAAGCUGCCGAGGAUUCCAUUGCCGAGCUUCCUUCGCUUAACAGUACCUUUCCGGAGACCCCCAAGCCAAGCGAUGAAAGGAGGUCUAGUGCUUCGCAGACAAGGUUUGAUCCUGCUGAGCUCGAAUUAGAAACUGAACCCCCGUAUCAGCAGCAGCAACACAUGUCCUUGACGAAAUCCGGAGGGAGCAGCCCUUCAGAGACAAGUAAGGGUUCUGGUUUGUCUCUCUCCCGGACUGAAAUCCGUGUGAAAGCCAGAGAGCGUGCAAGGGAACGAGCAGCCAAGGAGAAGGAGAAAGACAAGGAGAAGGAGGAUGUUCAUGUUCAUCAGCACAAUCUGAACCCUAGUUCCCAGAGCGCGUCUUUCACCCAGCUACUCACUAGUGGUGGAGCUACUGGGGCUAGUGACAAUGGUAAUAGCCCCUCUGAAUCAGCCCACCCAGGUGGAUCAAAUUUUGUCCUCAAGACCACCAGGCAUUUGGCUUCGACGCCGAUGGAUUACUUUGGUGCUGGGAUUUUUGGCACAGCGUCAUCAAGAAACAGUCAUUCUUCUGGGUUUGCAGCUCCAACUCACUUUGGGAAUCCUCCUCAGCCGCACUCCAUGACAAUGCAAUCGCCUUUCGGUGUAACUGGCGAUCAUCACCAGGAGUUGCAGCAGUUUUCUUUCAUGCCAGAUCAUCUUAUCCCAGUAGCCACUGCGGCAGGAAAUGACUACAACUUGAAUUUCAGCAUCUCUUCCGGCCUUGGCGGUUUUAAUAGGGGGACCCUUCAGUCCAAUUCACCGUCUCCAUUGCCUCACCUUCAGAGGUUCUCUUCUCCCGUUGACGGACCAAGCCUACCGUUCUUCAUGGGGACUGCAGCUUCAGCUGCUGCUGCACCAGUGGAGAAUCAUCACUUUCCAUCUGGCGGGUUCGACGGGCGUCUGCAACUCUACUAUGAUGGGUGCAGGCAAUCAGACCUUAAGGGAAAAGGAAAGAACUGAAAUCCUGGAUGAGCAGAUGAUUCACUGCCCCGUCUCGGUUGCAAGCAAGUAUAUGAAGUGCUGUGGCGGACCAUGGAUGGAUGGAUGGAAUCCCUUUCCUGCCUCAGGCAAAAAAAAGACAACAAUAGUUUAUAUUCAGUUCCUGAAUUCUUACUUUAUUCAGCUCCCGUGAACUCCUGAUUUUAAUGCAUUUAUGCAUUGACGGUAUGUGUUUUGGUGAGGUACAACAUCUCACAGUAGACGAUUUCAAUUUCAAUUUGUUUCAUCUUCAAAA